UUAUAGUCCUCCGGUCAGUGUAAGUCACACACAGAGCCCGUGGCCGCAAUGACUGGCGCUCGCUCUCCGCGGGAAUGAUCUGAUCUGACGGCUGCGGAGAGUCAGCGGUGCUCUGUGAAGUCAUGGCCGCUCAGUGUGAACCCUUAAGCGGAUACUUACAGCAGUCCGACCCGGGCUCCAACAGCGAGCGCAGCGCUGAUUCCCCUCUGCCCGUGUCAGAGGAUGACUCCAGCGGACCCACGGCGCCUCCGGACCCCGAGUGGACCGAGGAGAGGUUUCGAGUGGACCGGAAAAAGCUGGAAAUCAUGCUAUUAGCUGCCACGGAGGGGCGAGUCAACGGAGGUGAGGACUUCUUUCAAAAGGUCAUGGAGGAGACAGAUACUCAGAUUGCCUGGCCUUCCAAGCUAAAGAUCGGUGCGAAGUCAAAGAAAGAUCCACAUAUCAAAGUUAGUGGUAAGAGAGACAAUGUGAAGGAGGCCAAGGAGAAGAUCAUGUCUGUCCUGGACACAAAGAGCAAUCGCGUGACUCUAAAGAUGGACGUCUCACACACCGAGCAUUCACAUGUCAUCGGCAAAGGGGGAAACAAUAUCAAGAAGGUGAUGGAGGACACGGGCUGUCACAUCCACUUCCCCGACUCCAACCGCAACAACCAGGCUGAGAAGAGCAACCAGGUGUCUAUAGCCGGCCAGCCAGGAGGAGUGGAGGCCGCCAGAGCCAGAAUUCGGGAGUUACUUCCUCUGGUGUUGAUGUUCGAGCUGCCAGUCAUAGUACAGCUGAACCCUGACCCCAGCUCUCCUGCCAUCCAGCACAUCUCCCAGACCUACAACAUCUCUGUGGCCUUCAAACAAAGGUCCAGACUCUAUGGAGCAACAGGAGUAGUGCGGGGCUCACAGAAUAAUGCUGCAGCCGUGAAGAGGGGCACAGCGGUGUUACUGGAGCACCUCGCGGGCAACCUGGCCAGCGCCAUCACGGUCAGCACGCAGCUUGACAUCGCGCCCCAGCACCACCUCUUCAUGAUGGGCCGCAACGGCAGCAACAUCAAGCACAUCAUGCAGCGCACAGGAGCGCACGUCCACUUCCCAGACCCCAACUGCCUACAGAAGAAAUCCACCGUCUACGUGCAGGGAACCAUUGACUCUGUGUGUCUGGCUCGACAUUACCUGAUGGGCUGCCUGCCACUGGUGCUGAUGUUUGAUAUCAAAGAGGACAUCGAGGUGGAACCGCAGUGCAUUACUUCCCUAAUGGAACAGCUUGAUGUGUUCAUUAGUGUCAAACCCAAACCCAAGCAACCCAGCAAGUCAGUGAUAGUGAAGAGUGUUGAGAGGAAUGCUCUGAACAUGUAUGAGGCCAGGCGUUAUCUGUUGGGUUUGGAGAGCAGUGGGGUAUCAGUCCCCACCAGCAGUAGCAGCAGUCCUCCCUCCGCCCCUGCUCCACCUCCACCUCUCAGCUGCCCUGUUGGCCUUGACAUAUUGGCCUCUGCUGGCCUCGGCCUCACCAGCCUGGGUCUGCUGGGACCUCCGACAGUCUCCAUGACAGGACCCUCCACCAACUCCCUUCUAAAUGCUCUCAACAGCUCCAUCAGCCCAUUACAGACAUCCACCUCUGGAACACCCAGCCCCAAUCUCUGGCCCAAUUCACUGGCCAGUCCUGCCAGCACUCCAGGUUUCUCCUCACACUUGAUGAUCCACCCAGCCACCCAGGCCACUCUAACUAGCAUCUUGCUGUCAGGGGUGCCAGGCUACACCCAGAACACUCCAUCCCCUCCACCUGGUCUCGCCCCCAUAGACGCCCAAGUCAACGUAGUAUCAGACUGCAGUAAAGCCGUGUCCCCUCUUAGUAGCAAACAGCCCAGCACCAUGUACAGCAGAAUGUCUGCAGCGUCUCUGGCAGAUAAAGUUCUGACCGCGGUUCAUGGCGACUCUGUGCAGGAAGCCAGUCCCCACUGCCCCUCUGAACCGCUGUCCAGCAAGUCCAGCCAAGACCAAGGAUCGGAUACGUUUGUGGAGGUGGGCAUGCCUCGAAGCCCCUCUCACUCGGGGAACAGUAAUGAACUGAAGCAGAUGUUGGCGUCUUGUAAGACGACGUCAGGAAAGAGGCAAGCCCUGGAGCUGCUACAAGGCACCAAGAACUCUCUCCUACACUCAGACUGUCUGUUGUCAGACUCGGACUCCAGCGCCUCAGAGAGUCCGGUGGCUGAUAAACGCGCUCCAGGCAGUGAAAGAGCAGCCGAACGGGCCGCUCAGCAGAAUUCAGACAGAAUCCGACUGCCGCCCCAAUCCUCCUUCUCCAGCAUGCAGGCGUUCGACUACGAGCAAAAGAAGUUACUGGCAACCAAAGCCAUGUUAAAGAAGCCAGUGGUGACGGAGGUCCGAACCCCUACUAACACGUGGAGCGGUCUGGGCUUCUCAAAGUCUAUGCCUGCAGAAACCAUUAAGGAGUUGCGCCGGGCAAACCAUGUGUCUUAUAAACCUACCAUGUCAACUACAUAUGAGGGGUCGCCUCUAGCCCUGUCCCGCUCCAACAGUAGAGAGGGGGUGGCGAGUGGCAGUGACUCGGAUAACUGGAGGGAAAGGAAUGGGAGCGGGCUCCCAGGACACAGUGACUUCCCCUCUCCCAUCAGCCCCAAAAGGAAGCAGAACAAAACAGAACACUACCUAAGCAGCAGCAACUACAUGGACUGCAUCUCGUCAGUGACGGGAACUAACGGCUGUAAUCUCAACACAUCGUUCAAAGGAUCAGAUCUGCCUGAGCUCUUCAGUAAACUUGGCCUCGGCAAAUAUACAGACGUCUUCCAACAGCAGGAGAUUGACCUUCAGACGUUCCUCACGCUGACCGAUCAGGACCUGAAAGAGCUCGGCAUCACUACAUUUGGAGCCCGCAGGAAAAUGCUGCUGGCCAUUUCAGAGCUGAACAAGAACCGAAGGAAGCUCUUUGAGCCGCCCAACAUCCGCUCCUCAUUCCUGGAAGGGGGUGCCAGCGGUCGACUGCCACGUCAGUUCCACACAGACAUUGUCAGUGUGAGCGGGCGCUGGUGAUCCCAUGCCAGUGCGCCAAUGGACAGCCUGAAACUGCACAAAUUCCCAUUCCCAACUCCAACCUGAUAUCCAGUACUGGACCAAAACCCGGACCUUCUGAAACUGUGCCAAAUAAACAAAGUCUAUGGAUCAGAGGCUAAGGGUCAAAGAACUGUCGAAUAUUAUAUGCAGUAUGGUACAUUACGCAAUAUGGUACUCAUGUUACAAUGAAGGAUCAUUGGAGCUCCUGCACUGUGCUUGUAUAUGGAGCAGGCAGAUUGUAUUUAUAUGCUUGUCUUAGGCUUCGACACACUAAUUCUUUGCACUUUAAAAAAUGCGAAAUAUUUUGUCCAUGGACAGAUUCGCCUGACUAGAUGCGCCUGGAUUUUAUUUAAAGCACUUAAAUGGAUAUCAAGCCAAAGUGUUCCGCACCAAUUAUCCAUAAGGGAAGCUUAUCUCAUCCCACGGCUGAAUUACAGUGAAAUCACCAGCCUGUUGUUAUUACUUCUGGAUCUUAGUCAGAGUAGACAGCAUAUUGCAUUUGACAGAAAUGAGAUGGAGUGUAUGUCCAUGCCUCACUUGCUUGUUUUCAUUCAUGUCAAAUUAAAAUGGUCUACCCUGACUGAAUUCCACAGUACAUUGUAUAUAUAGUAUUACUAAACCUAUAAAUAGUUUACUUUUAAAGGGAAAAUGAAAAAUCUAAAUACUUUUAGUGUAUGACUUUAGUUCUUCUAUGGAACUCAAAAGAAGAUACUUCAAAGAAUGUUUCAACUGUUUUUGUCCAUACAGUGAAAGUCAAUUGAGUGCAUUAACUGGUUCCAGAAGUAUUUUUGCCAUUAAUUAUUUUUCCCAGAAGGAUUAUGUAGAAGAAAAUGUAAAAAAAGAAAAAAAAAAGAAAAAGAAAACUUAUUUUAAAGUGUUAAAAGCUAGGAACCAUUUUUUUUUUUUUUUUACAGAUUUAUUAACAGGUAAUUUCUACUGUUUUUUUUUUUUUUUUUUUUGAGUUGAAAAUACAGCUGAAAUCAGCAUUUACUGGGGUUUAAUCACUUUAAAGAAUUUGAACACAUAUAAAAUAAUUAUAUGUAUUAUUAUUUAGUAACCACCUAAAUCAAUUAUUUAAAAGAGCAUUUCUGGUAAUUCCAGGUCAGUUACCAUAGAAAUGUGAUUUAUGGCUGUUAUAGCAUUGUAUUGUAGUCCAAUAUCCAUAAAAGUUUGCAUGCCUCUUUAGUAGGGGUGUAACGGUACCCAAAAAUCACGGUUCGGUACGUACUUCGGUUUUAAAGUCACUGUUCGGUUCAUUUUCGGUACAGUAAGGGAAAGAAAUGCAAACAUUAAACUGCAGGUUGUUUAUUACUAUAAACUUGUUUUUUUUACAAUUUGUUUACACUUAAAAAAAAAUACUUUUUAAUAAAAUAUAUAUAAAAUUUAAAAAGAAUAAGAAAUAAAAUACUGCUGCAAAGUUCUCCACUAAAUAAAAUACUCUCAGUCUCAAAACAAUAUCAUAUAAUAAAAUAUAAUGAAAAAUAUAAAUAAAUAAUUACAGUGCAGCAUUACCAAUCCCAGCUUGUAUGCCUGUUGUAUGCCAUAUUUAAAAAAUAUAUAUCACUUUUCCAGCAUCAACAGUUUCAGUUUUAAGACCUGCUCAGAUGUCAUUAUUGCGUUGGACCGAUCGGAAUUAAGAGCAAAGGUCUGUUUAAAUGCCGACGGGAGCUGCGUUUGAAUUAUGGUUGUUUUUUUUCCUAGAUGUAGUGAUGCCUGUAGUUUCCUCUCGUGAUGCCUUUUCAAACCUUAGGCCGGUGACAAACUGGCAUAUUGCACCUGUCAAACAUAGUCUAUCUUGCCUAGGCUUUAUAUUUAUGCUCAACAUGAAGUAUAGAUAUUGUUGUCAUGCAGCAGAAACGCCACGCUCGUCACUCACGCCACGCAGCCAGUGCGUCACCGGCCUCAGAAUCAGCUGCAGGGAGGGAUUUGCGCUGAACGCGGAGACUUCCGCAACUUAAUAUUUUCGUUUGGAAACAGGAAAACGUGCCUACGUUCCGCGUACAAAAUAUUGCAUUUGGUCAUUCGGUACACAUGUGCACCGUACCGAAAGCCCUGUACCGAAACGGUCCGGUACGAAUACACGUACCGUUACACCCCUACUCUUUAGUAUUAUAUGCUGCAUGGGCUCACCUAAUUUCAGAAAGUUCUGAGUUUUUGUUCAGGAAUUGUAGGCUUCUAGGUAUAUUUGGCCACGUUCAUAUUGUAAUGACCCUGUUAUAGUUAACAUUUUAAAUCUUUUUGAUAAUUAUUGUCCCUAGAGAGUCCAGAGAAUUGUACUGCAGUGGUUUUGUUGAGAUUGAGUAAAAACCUAGGACAAGUUUGUAAAAGUAGGUUUUUAAAAUAAUCUUGAAUAAUUAAUGAACGAUUUGAUUGACAGUUGUGGUUCUUGAGGAAAAGUUGUUCAGAAUGAGGAGAUCUAACAUAUGAUACGAAUAUUGUGUGUGGGGGUAAAACGCUCCAUGAUUUUGUCAUUAAUCACUCACCCCCAUGUCGUUCCACACCUGUAAAAGCUUAGUUCGUCUUCGGAACACAAUUAUAUUUUGGAUGAAAUCCGGGAGGCUUGUGACUGUCCCAUUGACUGCCAAGUAAAUUAUACUGUCAAGGUGCAGAAAAUUAUGAAAGACAUCGUCAGAAUAUGUCUUUCAUAAUUUUUUGGACCCUGACAAUAUAAUUUACUUGGCAGUCAAUAGGACGGACACAAGCCUCUCGGUUUUCAUCCAGAAUAUCUUAAAUUGUGUUCUGAAGACAAACAAAGCUUUAACAGGUUUGGAAUGACAUGGUAAGUGAUUAAUGAAAAAAAAAAAUUGGGGUGGAGUAAUCCUUUAAUUCUUAAUUCUCUUGCACUCUUUAGGGUUUAAAACAACAUUUGACCCUACUGACUUUCAAAGUAUGGACAAAAUAUUGUUUUUCACAGUAGAAGGAAAGUUAUGCAGAAUUAUAAUUUUUGGAUAACCUAUUGAUUUAACUGUUAGUUUUAGAGCUUAAUGUCAGCCUGUCAGUAGCAGCUUUCUCAAUAGCAUCUCAGUUUAGCCACUGACAGAAUUGCUCUCUUUCAACCACCUUCCUGAACGCCACAGACCGCAAAUCUUCACAGGCCUCACUCCCCAAACCAAGCUUUUUGUGAAGCCUUGGAAUUCCUUUCAGACCCAUUCACGGCUUAAUCCAUGGCUUUUCUCCUGCACGCGACCAAAGUCUGUGCUGCUUUCUUCAGCUCUAGUCUUCCUACGCCCUCUAAAGUGCUUCGUUUGCUUCUCUCUUCUUCAUCUUCUCUCAUCAAUCAAACGCUCGUCGUAUUUUUCCGAUAUUUCCCAAAGCUAGUUUUUUCGAUUCUGUCUAUAUCUAAAGCUGUGAAUGUUGCCAGAUGUACUCCGAAGGAUUGAAACCACCAAGUGCCUUUUGCCUUGCACUGACAACUCUUCCAAAGUAAUCAAAGACUAUCGAUCUCUCAAAGGUACAAAUGUUUUACUAGGAAGUACCACUUACAAGUAACCUUGCAGUGCAUUGCUUUAUCUUUACAUGUACGGUAUAUAUUUAGUAUUUUCAUUUAGCUCUUGAGUACGUUGAAAUUGUACCUCACGUGAUAGAGUUUCCGUUGUGUGUAUUGUCUUAUUAUGAGUGUUUAUAGACUUUUUAGCAGUUUGCUUUGAUAAUUUGAUAAUCAAUCAAUUUGUGUAAUGGUUUGUAAUGUUUGUUUUUUAAUCAGACUGAGAUGGCAAAUGAGUGAAACGAUAGCUCUUGGUGUUGCCUAAAAAUAUUGAUAGUGAUAAUAAACUGCAACAGACUAUGCAAAGAAUCACUUUGCCAUUUUAGGUUUAAAUGUUUCUGUUUAAGCACUAUACUGUACGCUUUUAUUGGUUGGAGUUUUAUAGACUUUGUUUUCAGUAAAUUGCUUGAUACUGUAUAUCUUAGAUUAGUGCCUUUUGUAUGCAUCAAAUGCCACUUUAGUGAGAGACCAAUUGUAAUUAGUAUGUAGAAUUGUUUUGUUCUCUCCCUAAGAGGGAAAAAUGACGUCUUAAUAUUCUGACAUGGCCUUCACAUGGCCAGCACAUUUUUGAGUAUUUUUGGUCAAAGUCAAAUGCGUAACCUUUAUGGGCACAAAUGUACAGGGCAGUGAAGUAAAAACAGGACAUUAAAGCACAUUAACCAGUAUUCUUCUUCCAAACACACAUUAGCUGGCCAGUGCCUUGGAAAUGACUUUUAAGAUCUGUGAGAUUGGCACAGAUUUUGUAAUAUACUCCAUUCUAAUGUUCAGUGAUGAUACAUUUGCCAUAAAUGUGGUAUUGCCGAAUGUUCCAACAAGUUGAAGGUAUUACGAAAGAAUAAAGCAUAUGCAAACCUUUUCCAUC
This is a messenger RNA of Carassius gibelio (silver crucian carp), 7402 nucleotides long. RefSeq names its product protein bicaudal C homolog 1. Gene Ontology annotation, cellular component: cytoplasm. NCBI's taxonomy places the organism in Eukaryota, Metazoa, Chordata, Actinopteri, Cypriniformes, Cyprinidae. Bases 123 to 3035 code for a protein of 970 amino acids. Gene Ontology annotation, molecular function: protein binding; RNA binding. The transcript is spliced from 21 exons. The record is from RefSeq and is a predicted model, not a curated record.